UUGCUGCUUCAGCACCCCCCCACCCCUAACUUUACAGAGAAGGCGGGCGGAGCUGCUCCGUCACAUAAAUUGUGCGCGCUACAAUUGGAGGGUUCGGGUACCAAACUGUCCUUUCGUGUUUCCUGUGAACCUCCAGCACUGCCAGCUUUGUGUGAGCGAAGCAGCCCAGACUAACCGGGGACGUUUUUAUUUUACUUCCCGUGGACCUUCAAACAUGUCGGGACAUAAAGACAGUGACGGCGGAUGGAGGAACUUUAUUUGGAGCUCGGAGAAGAAAGAGUUUCUAGGACGAACAGGGGGCAGUUGGUUUAAAAUCCUCUUGUUCUACGUGAUUUUCUACGGAUGUUUGGCUGGAAUAUUCGUCGGGACCAUACAGGCAAUGCUGCUCACAUUAAAUGACUACAAACCCAAGUAUCAGGACCGAGUCGCUCCCCCAGGUCUGUCCCACACCCCCCUCUCAGAAAAAUCUGAAAUUUCCUUCAAAGUGAACGACGCAGCUUCAUAUAUGAAGUACAUUGAGAAAAUGAACGAAUUACUUAAUAAGUAUAAUGAUACGCGUCAGACGACUGAUCUGAAGUUCGAGGAUUGUGGAGACACUCCGCAGCAUUACAAAGAUCGUGGCAGCUUGGAGAGUGACAGUGAUGGACAGAGGACCGCCUGCCGCUUCAACAGAACGCUGCUGAAAAGCUGCUCUGGUUUAUCCGACGGCACCUAUGGCUUCAAGGAGGGAAAGCCGUGCCUCAUCGUCAAGCUCAACAGAAUUGUCAACUUCCUACCAAGGGUCCUCUCCAACGAAUCCCUCCCAGAUGCUCUGAAAAACAGAUCAGACAAUGUCAUCCCCAUUUACUGCAAAAACAAGAGGGAGGAAGAUGCAGACAAGAUCGGAGAGAUCAAGUACUACGGCAUCGGGGAAGGCUUUCCUCUGCAGUAUUACCCGUACUACGGCAAGCGGCUGCAUCCCCAGUACCUGCAGCCUCUGGUGGCCAUUCACUUUACCAACCUCACGCUGGACACGGAGCUCCGCAUCGAGUGCAAAGCAUACGGAGAAAACAUCAAGUUCAGCGAAAAAGACCGCUAUCAAGGACGCUUUGAUGUGAAGUUCACGGUGAAGUCGUGACCUCGGCCAAGGUCGUCACUCUCAGUUGAAAAUUAAAAUAAACGUUGAGCAAAUUCACGAGUUCAGAUAAACACCACUAGUCUUUGAACAUUCAUUAUAGACAGGACCUACACUUAAAUCUGUGUGCUUUCCAUUAGCUUUUCUGUGUUUUUGUCCAAAGUUAGAAUGUAACCACAAGAGUAGCAAUAGCAAAUAUUUAUUCUACUGUAAAUGAAAAUAUUCCUGGAUCCAUGGGAUGUUCAUCCGUUACUGUAAAACUACAGUUUUACUACUGAUGCGUAGAGUCGUGUUCCUGUCCCCAUGGCGUUUCAUCCUGGCGUGGUUUCUAUAUAUUUUUGAAGUGUCCUGAGCUGUAGUCUAGAGCUGUUGUAAUCUUUUUUGUCUUGUCAGCUUCUGUGGUCCAAGGUGUGUGUAUGCACACGCUUGUGUCUGUGCGGGCAUGUCAGUUUAUAUGAGAACAGAGUGUUUGGACUAACUGAAAUACUAGCAUGGUACUCUGAACCUUUAAGACCCAUGAGUAAAUGGCUGCACUUCACCGCUGGUUUAUGUUUUGAUUAUUUUUUUUUUUUUAGGCAUUUAUUUGUUCAAGGUAGUUGUGGACGAAUGCAUUUGUGCACAGUUUGUUCAUCUUGUUAAGUAGUUAAAGUUUUUUUUCUUUGAUACUUUGCAUUUGUUCAUUCUUAAUUCAUAGUGUAAAGUUUUGUGGGUCCAGCCUAAGAUGGAAACAGUGGCACCUCUGCUUUGAAAUCUGUUUUGCUGGAGUCGUCCUGUUACGUGAUGCAACACCGUUGAAAUGUUGUAGCCAUUUUCAUGAUGGAAGAGUUUUGUAUUUAUGCAGUUGUACUUUUUUUUUUUUCAAAGUGUCAUGUAUAUAAAUCAAAUACCAAAGCUGGUCAAAACGUUAGAAUAUCUGAGGCAAUGCAGUAUCCCAUGUAUCAAGAUGUUUAGUUGGCGUGAAAAUACUUAAUUCAAUGUUGGAGAUCAAACACUUGUCAGGAGUCUGCUGUUGUCACUUUAUUUAAUCUGCAUAAGGUUGAAACA
Molecule: messenger RNA, 2158 nt
Organism: Nematolebias whitei (Rio pearlfish)
Lineage: Eukaryota; Metazoa; Chordata; Actinopteri; Cyprinodontiformes; Rivulidae
Gene: atp1b1a
Product: ATPase Na+/K+ transporting subunit beta 1a
Exons: 6
Coding region: 215-1117 (300 amino acids)
Biological process (GO): intracellular potassium ion homeostasis; intracellular sodium ion homeostasis; potassium ion import across plasma membrane
Cellular component (GO): sodium:potassium-exchanging ATPase complex
Molecular function (GO): ATPase activator activity
Source: RefSeq, a predicted model, not a curated record